Messenger RNA from Protopolystoma xenopodis, 234 nucleotides. The record is from the annotation of a GenBank genome assembly. Lineage: Eukaryota; Metazoa; Platyhelminthes; Monogenea; Polystomatidea; Polystomatidae.
AUGAGAGCACAGUCAAGGCCGACACGACCAGCAUCGCCAUGGCAGCAGUGCCGGGCUGCCUCAAUCAUCCAAGUGUCUGGGAACCAGGUCGUGGUAGACAAAUGGGAAGCGGGUGCCUCAGGAAUAAACACUGGGUCUGUCAAGUGGUUCGAUCUUUAUCACGGCUUGACUAUGGUUUGGGGCUUCUCUGCGAAGUUCAGGUCUGCAAUUGUUUGUGCAUUAAAAGUCACAUAA